This is a messenger RNA of Aspergillus heteromorphus CBS 117.55, 743 nucleotides long. RefSeq lists its product as uncharacterized. Bases 309 to 743 code for a protein of 144 amino acids. The transcript has 2 exons. Gene Ontology annotation, molecular function: oxidoreductase activity; antioxidant activity. Lineage: Eukaryota; Fungi; Ascomycota; Eurotiomycetes; Eurotiales; Aspergillaceae. The record is from RefSeq and is a predicted model, not a curated record.
UUAGAGGUCUGGGAAAGACUUAACCUCCCCCCAACCACAUCCACAAUGGCCCAGGAACGUGCUCCGGAAGUAUCAUGCCCCUCAUGCUCAACGCUUGGGAGACUCAUUCCAUUCUAACACUUGGCUUCCUUGCAGUCUCCGCCUCGGCUGCGUUGCCCCGACUUCCAGACUGACACCUCCAACGAACCAACCCAUCUCUUUCCACGAAUAAUGCGAAUACAUUAGCAACAGCUGGGCCAUCCUCUUCUCUCAACAUAUAAGCCCACCGAGAAGUCUCCACUGCGCAAAGCAAACAGGACAAGAUUUAUAUGACUGAUUAUAGGAUAGCUUCACCCCUAACUCCACCACCGAAGCUCGGUGCUUUCGCCAAGCUCGAGCCCGAGUUCACUGCUCGCGGCGUCAAGCUUAUCAGCCCAAGUACUAACAGUAUCAAGUCCCACCAAGCCUGGACCAAGAAUAUUAAUAGGAUUCAUAGCUCUAGUCUGAAAUUAUUCAUUGUCUCUGACCUCGAGUGCAAGAUUAGCUAUAUCUACAAUACAGUUGACCAACAGGACACUGCCAACAUCUAUAUCAAGAAUAUAUCCAGGAUAUCCUAUCGAGAAAUCCUGUACCCUAGCAAGAAGAUUUAUCUAAUUAUAUUCUACCCCGCCUCCACUUCUAGUUAUAACACCGCCGAAAUCCUCUAUAUUAUGAAUGCUCAGCCCAGGAGAACUUCGGCGAUGAUUCCAGACGAGAUGUGUUAG